AUGCCCAGAAAACAGAAGAACAAGGCCACAAACAAGCUGCCCCCAGGUAGCGAGAACGAGCUUUCUGCCGCUGCCACCAACGUCGAUACCCUCGGAGCCAAGCCCAGCGGAACACCCCGAGAGCAGAAGAUUGUCACAAUCAAGAGAAACCGCAGUGGCCGCGGCUCCAACCGAAACAAUGGCAACGCCCAUGGCGAGGAGGUCAGUAUGUGGGCGGACGCAAAGGAGAAGAUCCAAGAACUCGUCGCCGGCGUCAACCUAGAAAACGACAACCUGGCCGAGCUCAUUAAGCUUGACAAGAAGGCUGCUGUUGCCAGCAAAGAUGGUGGAAAACCCUCGGGCGGCGACCUCAACAAGAUGGAGCAGCAUUGUCGUUCCGGUGUUAAGCUUUCGGAAACCAAUUCAAACAACAUCAAAAGCCUGAUAGAGACGCUCCAAGUUCUGAAGGCCGUGCAACAAGCCAAGGAGUUGGCGGAAGCACCGCCAUCGACAUCGUCACGUACAGGCAGUUCCACGCGAAACAGGGACGCAGCAGCUGCGGCACUCUACGACUUUGACGGAGCCGGAGACUCUCCCGUCCCCAGCCCAAUCGGUGGAAACUCGCGCAAGUUCGGGGACCGGGGGAGCAACCGCGACAGCAUGCCGCCAAAGGCAGACAGCGUCGAGCCGCAGGGAUCAACGGGUAGCAACACGGCCGGGUCCUCGUCGGGGGCGUUAGGAUCAGGUGGCUCUGCAGCUCGGAGCAAAGUGUCGUUCUCCAAGGGCGACAAGGUGGCGUUCAAACGCAAGAAGGACGAGCCACAGCAAGGCGAGGCCCCGUACGACUGGAUUCUCGGCGAGGUGGUGGGCAUUAUCGGGGAAGGCAAGAGCAGACGGUACAAGUGCUUGGACGUGGAGCCGGAGGACAACGUCAAGCCCAAGGAGUACAAGACUUUUGCAUCGGCCAUGAUACCGAUCCCGCCGGAGAACCAGACGCACAAUCUCGCCAAGUUGGAGGCGGGCAAAAUGGUGCUCGGGCUGUAUCCACAGACCACGGCGUUCUACGCGGCGGACGUGGUAGGCACCGAGGCGGACGGCAAGACGGUCAAUCUCAAGUUUCAUGGCGAGAACGAUUUAUCGACUACGCAUCAGGUGGAGCGGCGCUAUGUUCUGGACUACAAGCCUUGA
This is a messenger RNA of Colletotrichum karsti, 1167 nucleotides long. RefSeq lists its product as uncharacterized. The record is from RefSeq and is a predicted model, not a curated record. NCBI's taxonomy places the organism in Eukaryota, Fungi, Ascomycota, Sordariomycetes, Glomerellales, Glomerellaceae. The transcript has 2 exons. Gene Ontology annotation, cellular component: SAGA complex. The coding region runs from base 1 to 1167 and encodes 388 amino acids.